GACACUAUCUUGAUGACAUAUAGUUCGCUAUCACGAACGUCCACUGUAAAACGUAGUGAUUAUAUACUCUCUGGUCCACUGUGGCUCCGGUACUGGUCCUGUGGACUGGUCUCAAUUUAAAACACAGCUAGGGUAAAAAGGUUUCACAAAAAUGGCUGGCAAAAGUACCGAUCGCAAAGGCAGAGUUAAAGAAACAAAAUCUGCAGCAAUUGAGCAGAAUGAGACGGCAGGCUUCACAUUACCCGACAGUCUGCCGUGUUCAGAAAUCGACUUCCCAGUGCUUAUCAAAAGAAGACCCAGGGCUAACUGGAAAGAAAUAAUUGAUGAAAGCAAUAAAUGGCAUAAAGAAUUAGACGAGUACAAUGAGAGCAAACAGGAACCCAUUCCUAGACCACCGUUUCUUAAAACUGAAACCGAUUACAUUAAGAACGAGGUAUUUGUUCAACUUAUUCCGGCUUUAGUGGAAACUCUAAAUAAGGCCAAGAUAUGGCAAGCCUUGACCAAAGAGAAGUGUUUCUUCAAUGGAAUAGACCACAUUGUGCAGGUACUUUGGAACAACAACCCUCGUUAUCCAGGACGUAAAGAAAGCAACUUACAUUUAUUCAACAUGCCCUGGGUUAGAGCAACUCUUAAGAAGAAACCUCGUCCACUGUACCCAAAGUCUUGGUUGUGGCCUGAGGAGUACGCAGCUACUCUCAUACAAAAGACUGUACGACAGUACUUCGUUCAAAAACAGGAGGAAGUGCAAGAAAUGCGCGAGUUCUGGAAGAAACUUGAAGUUGAACGCAAUGUUCCUGACAUGGAGAUGAAUCCAUUCCUGGCUAAAGCCUUUGCAUCGUCUUCACAUAUUAAAAGUAAUCGCUAUUGUGCUGAGGCUGAAAUAUUCCAGAAAAAUACUUUUUGAAGCUCGUAGCCAGUGCCAAUAGAUACUUCAUUAAAACAUCUUUUUAAAACGUCUUUACGAAGAAGCUUAUGUGAAGUUAAAAUAGAACAUCAAGAAAUUUCCUUAUAUAAAUCUACUUUAUUUC
Molecule: messenger RNA, 1028 nt
Organism: Helicoverpa armigera (cotton bollworm)
Lineage: Eukaryota; Metazoa; Arthropoda; Insecta; Lepidoptera; Noctuidae
Exons: 5
Coding region: 152-904 (250 amino acids)
Source: RefSeq, a predicted model, not a curated record